CCUUCUGGAAACAAGACUGUCGUCUUCCCUGCAGCAUUCAACCUGUCUAUGGAGCACAGCAUCCUCCGCUGGAUCCCCGCCUCACCAAAAACUUCAUCAAGGACCGCUCCAAGGCCAACGCGCUGCCUAUGAAAAGCAAGAAGGCCUCCAGCUUCCAUGAGUUUGCCCGCAACACCAGUGAUGCCUGGGACAUCGGUGAUGAUGAAGAUGAGGACUUCUCCUCCUCCUCUUCUUCUUUGCAAACUCUGAACUCUAAAGUGGCCAAGGCCACGGCAGCCCAGGUUCUGGAGAACCACAGCAAGCUGCGGGCGAAACCCGAGCGGGCCCAGUCCGCUCUCGGUGACGUACCCACCAACUGCAAGGUCAUCAAGUCCAGCAGCGAGGCCCAGCUCUCCAGGACAUCUGAGGAGGCCUGUGUGCGGACCCCCCUUCAGAAGCAGCAGUCCCUUCCCCUUCGGCCCGUCAUUCCACUCGUCGCCCGAAUCUCUGACCAAAAUGCUUCGGGUGCUCCCCCCAUGACGGUGAGGGAGAAAACCCGCCUGGAGAAGUUUCGGCAGCUUCUUUCCAGCCACAACACGGACCUGGAUGAGCUGAGGAAAUGCAGCUGGCCUGGGGUGCCCAGAGAGGUCCGGCCUGUGACGUGGCGUCUCCUCUCAGGUUAUCUCCCCGCAAACAUGGAGCGGCGAAAGCUGACUUUGCAGCGUAAGCGAGAGGAGUACUUUGGCUUCAUCCAGCAGUAUUACGACUCCCGGAACGAGGAGCACCACCAAGACACCUACCGCCAGAUCCACAUCGACAUUCCAAGGACCAACCCACUCAUCCCCCUCUUCCAGCAACCGCUCGUCCAGGAGAUCUUUGAGAGAAUCCUGUUUAUCUGGGCCAUUCGACACCCGGCCAGCGGCUAUGUACAGGGAAUCAAUGACCUGGUCACUCCGUUCUUUGUUGUGUUCCUCUCUGAGUAUGUGGAGGAGGAGGACGUGGAGAACUUUGACGUGACAAACCUGUCGCACGAUGUUUUACGGAGCAUCGAAGCCGACAGCUUCUGGUGCAUGAGCAAGCUGCUGGACGGGAUACAGGAUAACUACACCUUCGCACAGCCGGGGAUCCAGAAGAAAGUCAAAGCCCUGGAGGAGCUGGUCAGCCGGAUCGAUGAGCAGGUACAUAAUCACUUUAGGAAGUACGAGGUCGAAUACCUGCAGUUUGCCUUUCGCUGGAUGAACAAUCUGCUUAUGAGGGAGCUGCCUCUUCGCUGCACCAUCCGCCUCUGGGACACCUACCAGUCGGAGCCAGAAGGUUUCUCACAUUUCCACCUGUACGUCUGCGCAGCCUUCUUGAUCAAGUGGCGGAAGGAGAUCCUCGAUGAGGAAGACUUCCAA
Molecule: messenger RNA, 1376 nt
Organism: Leptosomus discolor (cuckoo roller)
Lineage: Eukaryota; Metazoa; Chordata; Aves; Leptosomiformes; Leptosomidae
Source: RefSeq, a predicted model, not a curated record